AUGCAACCGAAGGCACUACUUAUUGCUUUACUGUUAGUAUGUGCCUGGAAUUGGAUACGAGGCAUAGACGGUGAUGUUGGUGAGUUCUUAAUCGGAGUUGGAAGCUAUGACAUGACUGGUCCGGCGGCCCACGUCAACAUGAUGGGUUACGGCAAUCUGGACCAGAACUCGGCUGGCAUUCAUUUCCGACUAAGAGCCAGAACUUUCAUCGUCGCUCAUCAGAAUCAAGGUCCCAGGUUUGUUUUUGUCAAUCUUGAUGCCUGUAUGGCAUCCCAGCUCAUCACUAUUAAAGUGCUUGAAAGACUCAAGUCAAGGUUCGGAAAUUUGUAUACCCAAGAAAACGUAGCUAUUAGCGGAAUUCAUUCACACGCUGGACCUGGCGGUUAUCUCCAAUACCUUCUUUACUCAGCAACCUCCUUGGGAUUUGUACGACAAUCAUUUGAUGUCAUUGUGAACGCAAUAGAACAGAGCAUUAUUCAGGCGCACAAUAACGUCAAGCCUGGUUCUAUCUUUAUCAACAAAGGAGAGGUGAAGGACGCGGGAAUUAAUAGGAGCCCGAGCGCGUAUCUGUUAAACCCAGCAGAGGAGAGAGCUCGGUAUUCUUCCAAUGUUGAUACGGAAAUGACACUACUCAAGUUCGUUGAUGCUUCAACCGGAAAAAGUGUUGGAAUGUUCAACUGGUUUGCCACUCACGGCACUUCUAUGAGCAGAAACAACAAGCUCAUAAGUGGAGACAACAAGGGUGCAGCUUCUAGGCUCUUUGAAGAUUGGUUUGCUUCUUCGUCUUCUUCCUCCAACACCAACUCUACUUCGCCACCUGAUAUUGAGAAGUUGGUGGAGAAAGCGAAAACAAUCAAAGCGACUGGAGGAAAGGCUUGUGAGAAGCAAAGUAGUCAAGCGUCCAAAGUGAGGAAGAAGGAAGGAGAUUUAUUUGUGGGAGCAUUUUGCCAAUCAAAUGUUGGAGAUGUGACACCAAAUGUGCUUGGUGCAUUUUGCAUUGAUAGUGGACAACCUUGCGACUUUAAUCGCUCUUCAUGCCAUGGCAAUGACCAGCUUUGUGUUGGCAGAGGACCAGGUUAUCCUGAUGAAAUAUUAAGCACGAAGAUCAUAGGUGAGAGGCAGUUUAAAACUGCAGUGGAUCUCUUUACUUCUGCAUCAGAGAAAUUGAGUGGGGACAUUGAUUAUCGUCAUGUGUAUCUCAACUUCACGAAUAUUGAGGUUAAGCUGGAAGGCAACAAGGUUGUUAAAACUUGUCCUGCCGCUGUGGGUGCUGGUUUUGCUGCUGGCACAACCGAUGGCCCUGGUGUAUUUGGAUUUCAACAAGGUGACACUGAGAUUAAUCCUCUUUGGAAGAACUUGAGAGAUGUGCUAAAAAUGCAGCCAAGCCAGUACCAAGUGGAAUGCCAAAAGCCAAAGCCAGUUUUGAUGAGCGCGGGUGAGAUGUUUGAUCCUUAUGCAUGGGCGCCAGCAAUUCUUCCAAUCCAAAUUCUAAGGCUGGGGAAACUGAUCAUUUUGUCAGUACCAGGAGAGUUCACAACAAUGUCGGGCAGACGGCUGAGGGAGGCAGUCUUGGAAACAUUAAUAAGCAACGGAAACGGCGAGUUUAAUAAUGAAACACACGUAGUUAUUGCAGGCCUCACUAAUACUUAUUCCCAGUAUAUUGCAACUUUUGAAGAAUAUGAGCAGCAACGUUACGAGGCUGCUUCAACGUUAUAUGGACCUCAUACAUUAUCAGCAUACAUCCAGGAAUUUAAGAAACUAGCACAAGCAAUGGCAAAAGGGGAGGGAAUCACAGGACCAGGUCCCUCACCACCAGAUCUUUCAUCUGUACAAAUCAGUCUCUUACCUGGACCUUUGGGAGAUUCAAUACCCGACAAGACAAGAUUUGGUGAUAUUAAGGAAGACAGGGCCCUUCCUGGUAGAGGCUAUUUUACAAAAGGAGAAAGAGUCAGUGCCACUUUCUGGAGUGGGAAUCCAAGGAACGAUUUAUUAACAGAAGGCACGUUUUCAGCUGUAGAAAGACUGGAAGGAGAAAGGUGGAUUAGUGUUUAUGAUGACGAUGACUUGAGCUUGUUUUUCAAGUGGAAAUUGGAUAGUAGCUCCUUUCAUUUAAAUGGCUUAGCAACAAUAGAAUGGGAAAUACCCAAUGAUGUUGUUUCUGGAGUAUACAGACUGAGACACUUCGGAUCGUCCAAGGAAACUAUUGUCUCAGCCACACAAUACUUCACUGGAGCAUCAAGUGCAUUUGCAGUUGUACGGCAAUAGAUUAUA
Messenger RNA from Neltuma alba, 2271 nucleotides. RefSeq names its product neutral ceramidase 2-like. Bases 1 to 2265 code for a protein of 754 amino acids. Gene Ontology annotation, molecular function: N-acylsphingosine amidohydrolase activity. NCBI's taxonomy places the organism in Eukaryota, Viridiplantae, Streptophyta, Magnoliopsida, Fabales, Fabaceae. Gene Ontology annotation, cellular component: extracellular region. Gene Ontology annotation, biological process: sphingosine biosynthetic process; long-chain fatty acid biosynthetic process; ceramide catabolic process. The transcript is spliced from 9 exons. The record is from RefSeq and is a predicted model, not a curated record.